Messenger RNA from Tremella mesenterica DSM 1558, 1002 nucleotides. RefSeq lists its product as uncharacterized. Bases 1 to 1002 code for a protein of 333 amino acids. Gene Ontology annotation, molecular function: protein binding. The transcript has a single exon. The record is from RefSeq and is a predicted model, not a curated record. NCBI's taxonomy places the organism in Eukaryota, Fungi, Basidiomycota, Tremellomycetes, Tremellales, Tremellaceae.
AUGACUAAACUUACUUUCCAUCCUCGCUCUCCUUCUCCCCCAACAACCAGCGCUACUCCAGCGUCCAAACGUCAACGUAUCAACCCCACCUUAUCUACCCUGCCAUUCGAACUCUUCGUAGCCAUUGCUCAAUUCCUCGAUUACAACUCUCUCGUCAACUUGUCUCGCGUCAGCCGCGCCCUCCAGGAUCCCUCUGAAUCCAUCAUCUACUCAAGUCUACCACUCAUGGAUCUAGCGGGUAGGAUCUCUAGCUCUUCCCGUUCUUCGGCUCACCUCCUCGAUCUCGCUUUUGACAAGUGGGAACAGCUCAUCGGACCGGAUGGCAGUGCCGACGUACUUUACGGAGCUAUGGAGCUACUCAGAUCGUCAUUCAACUCCAGACCUCAGAGACUGAUGUGGGUGAGGGAAGUAAAAGUUCAUUGCUGGCAAGAGUCGCCUGUCAAGAUAAUGCCUUCGUAUACGAAAGAAACUUUUGACAAUUUUCCGAAACUGUACAAAGUGGAGAGAAUGUCUAUCGCUUUGGAAUCUGAUUGGGAGGCUUAUCUCAUCGGAUGGCUCAAUAUCGCUCCUGGCAUCAAAUCCCUCAUCAUCUACGCUGGCGAAAUACCACCCGAGGAGUCAGACGAUGAGGAAGAAAAGACACACGAGAAGGAUGAGAAACCUUGGCCUGUGCUGGAAGAGUUGGAGGAGUUGACGGUGUUAUCCAUGUUGACGACUUUGGAAGGGUUUAUCAGUUGGGUCAUUCGAACAAGCCCCAAACUUAGAAUGUUGAAGAUUAGGGCGUUCGGAUAUAAGCAGACAGGUCAUCCAAGGGAGAAACUGUACGCGGAUUGGAAGGUGACAGUGGAAUCGGAGUUGGUCAAGACGCUCAAGGAAAGAGAGAAAGAGAAAGGGAAAGGGAAGAUUGUGUUGGAUAUCCCGGAUAAACUAGUGGAUGUGUUGGAAGGGAGGAAGCCGACGUUCAAGAGGACUCAACACUAUUGGGAGAGGGAUGAUUAUUGA